Messenger RNA from Malassezia japonica, 261 nucleotides. RefSeq lists its product as uncharacterized. The coding region runs from base 1 to 261 and encodes 86 amino acids. NCBI's taxonomy places the organism in Eukaryota, Fungi, Basidiomycota, Malasseziomycetes, Malasseziales, Malasseziaceae. Gene Ontology annotation, molecular function: RNA binding. Gene Ontology annotation, cellular component: U2-type prespliceosome; U5 snRNP; precatalytic spliceosome. Gene Ontology annotation, biological process: spliceosomal snRNP assembly; mRNA splicing, via spliceosome. The transcript is spliced from 2 exons. The record is from RefSeq and is a predicted model, not a curated record.
AUGUCCAAGGUUUCUCAGCCGGAGCUGAAGCGGUUCCUCGAGCGCCGUGUCUCUGUCAAUAUUCAAGGUGGACGCAAGAUCCAAGGGACACUGCGUGGAUACGAUCUCUUUUUGAACCUGGUCAUUGACGACGCGGUGGAGCAUGUGCUCGUCGACAACAACCAAAACGCCUGGGAAGAAGGCCCGCGCUGCGGCACUGUGGUGGUGCGCGGCAACAGUGUGACGAGCUUGGAGGGCCUGGAAGCAAUUGGUUCGCGAUAA